Kwoniella shivajii is the source of this 1587-nucleotide messenger RNA. RefSeq lists its product as uncharacterized. The record is from RefSeq and is a predicted model, not a curated record. Gene Ontology annotation, molecular function: zinc ion binding; DNA-binding transcription factor activity, RNA polymerase II-specific. The coding region runs from base 1 to 1587 and encodes 528 amino acids. Gene Ontology annotation, biological process: regulation of DNA-templated transcription. The transcript has 11 exons. NCBI's taxonomy places the organism in Eukaryota, Fungi, Basidiomycota, Tremellomycetes, Tremellales, Cryptococcaceae.
AUGAGCAGUGUCGUUUCAGAUUCCCGAGUGCCGGGUAAAGUUUGUGACUGGUGCAGGACACAGAAAGUCAAAUGUCAGCCGAUGGAUCCUGCCGACGAGGCGACAGCACGUCAAUCCGAUCUCGGAGGAGCCUGCCAGCGAUGCUAUCGGCGAAAGCAGCAAUGUACAUUCACAUACACUAUGAAAAGACCCGGGCGACCGUCCACAAUACAUGCCCGUGCACACGAUAGUCGGUCAGCCUCACCUUCACCAGUCCGAGGGGAUCCUGCCCUGCGGCCGCCCCAAAUUUCACCCACAGUGGUCAGCAAUGAUCAACAGCAUUUCCCUCAUGUCGUACAAGCAGCUGUAGCACCCGACGAAGCCGGCGCAGCCGAUUACACCGCUGUCAUCAGCAACGUAUUACCCAGUGACACAGUGCGACCUAGUGAUCUCGUCGAUGCUCUUUUGCGCCAAUCCACACCGCAAUUCAACUUUCCGCCGGACCACCUUGCGACUGCGACGUUACCCUUGAACAUCGCCGAUUGGGCUUCCGCUGCUUCCCUAAGGCUUCCCGACGAGCCUGCUCCAGGUAAUGACCCUGGACCGUCCAACCAAUACUGCUAUGGCACACCGGCAUCGUCUUCGCAACUGAUGAACGCCGCCCCGAGCGAGCCAGAUCAUCAACAUAUCCUCGCCUCGGUGUCAGAACCGGGAGGUUUCAUGCCUAUCGAUGUUGUCGCGCCAUGGUCUGAUCCAGCAUCGGUGAGUUUUUGUAAACCUGGACGCUGCUUGACAAUGUCUCGAUCUUUUGACGCUAAACGAAGCAAUGCUUUCCUAGUGGCCUAUGUGAUCUCCCAGAGCCCGAUGGGUAUAAUGGGAGGUCGUCAUCCCCGAGAACGACUAAAACGAAUUCUGUUCAGAGCCCAUCGGUUCAGCCGUGCGUGUCAACUGCGUAACAGUCAUCAGCCCACCCUAGCCAUGCUUGCUUCAGUGAUAUUAGACUUGAUCUCGACGCAGGCAACAGACGACUCGGUGUCCACAGACAUGCUCGCAGCAGAAGCUCGCCGAUUGGUGUACACUCUACGCAUCAACCGGAGCGAGCCUCGAGAGGGUAUGAACCUGAUCGAACGGGAAAUCAGUCACCGAAUGUUCUGGGAGGUAGUUGCGAUUGAGAAGUGGGUCGAACAGGCCUUGGAGGAAACGAGGUCGCUCAUGGUCGAUGUGCCCGUCACGGAGUCGUCACCAUCGGCCGAUUUUCCUUCCGGUACCGCUGAUCAAAGCUCUUGGUGGGGCAUCCAAUGUGCCAACAUACACAUCACUGCGCUGUGUACUCGAUUCGCGUGUAUCGAUUUUCGGUCGGCUCUAAUGCCCAGCUUCGAUACCCCCUCGCAGAGGGAACUCAUCGCCAAAGAAGCUUACAGAAUGCUCAUCCCCAUCGACUGCCUGGCUUCUAACGGACAGAGUCUGCGCGGGAAGAUACUCCGGGUCGUGCUCUCGCUGCUGUCGAUGAGCUCUGAAUCAAGCGACAUGGGUGCACACGUGUGGGACUGGUGGAAUUUGUAUCACAACGUGCAAUUUGUGCAGGCCAUGCCGGAGGUCACGCAGUGA